AUGUCACCAAUGACACAGUAUGGGAGCCAAUGGGCAUUGCUCCAAUACCUGAGAAAAUGCAGGAGAAACAUGGCCAGUAAUAUGGCCAUGUCCUGUGAGCAGCCUCCCCACACCUCUGCCUGCAUCAAUUUUAACACAGGUGGCAAGCACCCAAUGGAAACUGAAGCAAAGAUGGCAAGACACAAUCCAAUAUGCAAAAAAAUUUUCAACAAGAAGCGCAAGCCAUUCAAUUCCUUGAAACAACGACUACAGGGAACUGAUAUCCCAACAGUGAAAAAGAAGCCACCCACAAAGAAUGGACAGGAGAGAAAAUUGAAUUGGAGACAACAGCAUGAAGAUUUUAUUUCAGCCAUCAGAGCCGCUAAACUUGCAACUCGAGCCAUGAAAGAAGGCCGUCCUCUUCCACCACCACCACCUCCGUCCAUUAACCCAGAUUAUAUUCAGUGUCCUUAUUGUAUGAGAAGGUUUAAUCAGACUGCGGCAGAAAGGCACAUCAACUUUUGCAAAGAACAAGCUGCCAGACGAUCCUUUGCCCCAGGCCAGAAGGGAGGCAAACCAGCUUCAGGAAAACAAGGAGUUUCCAAAAAAGAACCAACUUUAACAAAUGCUGUGGGGACACUACUUCAAAAUAGAUUACAAGGGGCAAAUACUGGCCAAUCUGUAACAGGUAAAUGACAACAUAUCUGAAAUGCUUAGAAAUACUGAAUGCUUAAAGUCAUCCCAACAGAACUGCAACAGCUAUAUUUUACCAAUAAUGCCAUAUUUGCAGAUACCAUAUAUCAGAAAUGUCCAACCUUGACAAUUUUAAGACCUGUGGACUUCAACUCCCAGAAUGACUGGCUGGGAAAUUCUGAG
Molecule: messenger RNA, 855 nt
Organism: Thamnophis sirtalis
Lineage: Eukaryota; Metazoa; Chordata; Lepidosauria; Squamata; Natricidae
Source: RefSeq, a predicted model, not a curated record